Molecule: messenger RNA, 2414 nt
Organism: Brassica oleracea var. oleracea
Lineage: Eukaryota; Viridiplantae; Streptophyta; Magnoliopsida; Brassicales; Brassicaceae
Product: origin of replication complex subunit 3
Exons: 17
Coding region: 83-2272 (729 amino acids)
Biological process (GO): DNA replication; DNA replication initiation
Cellular component (GO): nuclear pre-replicative complex; DNA replication preinitiation complex; nuclear origin of replication recognition complex
Molecular function (GO): DNA replication origin binding
Source: RefSeq, a predicted model, not a curated record
GAGGCGCGUCCAAACCCUAAAAGCAACCGCCACUUUCGAUUGCUCCCUCCCACCACUCACUCACCCCUAACGACGAUCGCUCAUGGCGCCUUCCACCUCCGUCGCCGAUCCUCAGCCAUCUUCAACCACCGAUUCAUUCAAUUCCAACGCCGCCGCAGAGAAUGAUAUUCGGCCGUUCUUUGUCCUCCACAAGGCUUCGUCUGGGAGUAAACCAACCGCGACGGUGAAAGCCAAACGGAGGAUCGAGUCGCCUUCACCCAAACUCGCUAAGAAGUCUGAGAUCGAAAGCGUGGAAGAAGAAGACGGCCAGUUUUUCUCAACGCUGCGCUUGAAAGUUUUCGAGACUGUUUGGUCGAAAAUCGAGAAUACAAUCCAAGAUGUUCUGAGAGAUUCGAACUCCAAAGUGUUCAGUGGAGUGCAUAAUUGGAUAUGUGAAUCAUUUGAAUCGGUUAGAUCAUCUGGAGCACUGAGUUUAUCAGAAGCUGUUAGGUCUUAUCCUGUUUUAUCUCAGCCUUCUUCCAAGCAGUUGUUUACUGCUUUGGUCCUCACCAGGAAUUUGGAAAUGGUUGAUGAUUUAUCUACGUUUGAAGAUCUUGGUUUGCACUUGAAGUCUCAAGGAUGUCAUGUGGCUAAGCUUUCAUCCAUGGACUUCUCUGCCAAGAAUGGCGUAGGAGGUUGCCUAAGGGGUUUGUUACGACAGUUUGUGAUGCCAACCAUAGAUGUGGCUGAUGUAACCGUUCUCGCAUCAUGGUACAGAGAAAACGGAAACCAUAAGAACCCCGUGGUUAUAAUCGUGGAUGAUACAGAGAGAUGCUCUGGGUCUGUCCUGUCAGAUUUGAUUCUUAUAUUGAGCGAAUGGGCAGUCAAAGUACCAAUUUUUUUGAUAAUGGGGGUGUCCACAGCACAUGAUGCGCCUAGAAAAAUACUAUCAGCGAACGCGCUGCAGAGACUGUGUGCCAGUAGGUUCACCCUGAGUUCUCCCGCUGAACGUAUGGAUGCAGUUCUCGAGGCUGUUUUCUUAAAGCCAUGUUCUGGGUUCACCGUUAGCCAUAAGGUGGCACUUUUCAUGAGAAGUUAUUUUUUGUGUCAAGAUGGAACACUGACAUCAUUUGUUAAAACUCUCAAGAUAGCUUGUCUUCAGCAUUUCUCAUUAGAGCCCUUAAGCAUCAUGCUCGAGCACUUUUGUCAAGAUAAUCAGCUGCCAGGUGAAGGUACUGGUCUUUUAACAGAAGCAACAAUGAAGCAUGCAUUUGACUUGCCAUCUGUGACGAGGAAUAAAAUUACUCGGAGUACUUGUGAAAUGCUGCCUCAAUUUUUGUUGGACUUGCAAAGGAUGCCUAAUCCUUGGAGCAUAGUAGUUUUGUGCAUAUACGAAGCUGGGAAGUUUGAUAAACUUCGAUUGCUAGACAUUUUCUGUGAGACACUUGACCCAGAAGCACGUUACUUGAAAUACUUUGCACCUUCAGCAAUCCUCAACAGUCAGAGUCACGUUUCAGGACGUAAUAGUGUUAUCAGACGGGUGCUGCGCAAGCUUAGGGAUCUUUCUCCUGCACAGUUGUCUAGCUUGUUAAAAAGCUGGGAAAGUCUGACUGCGGAAUUCAGUGAGAUCAAUGAAAAAGUAAUGGAAUUGCAUCCGUUCAUGAGAAAUGUGGAAGCAGCUGGUCAGAGACCAGGACUACCUACCAGCCCAAAAAAACAUGCAUCCCGAAGCCACUCGAAGCUUGAAAAGGAGCUUAAAGCCAUGACUGAUAAGAUUUCGGCAGUUAUAGAAUUCAUGCUAAGGGAAUAUAUGAAGCCAGUUGAGACUGUUCCUUUCAAUGAAAUUUUAUGUUUCAAGAAUGUCGAUAAACUUCAAUCUGCUUUACUUGGAGACCCGAGAGGCAGGAUCCAAUCAGAUCUACUAGAAUCUCACAGUAUUCUCAACUGUCUUUGCUGCAGCCAAAGAGGCACAACUCUAUUGCCUUCCAUGCACGAUACCUCGAUUUUGUACGCACUGGCGCAAGAGCACGCGGAUGUUAUUAACCUCCAUGAUUGGUACCAAUCUUUCAAGACGAUACUUAUACCACGGAAUAGCAAAGCAAAAUCAAAAUCAAAGACGACUUCAAAAUCGAAGAAACGGAAAGAAAGAUGCGAAGAGCCAGAACCACCUGCUGAAGCUUCAAUUCAAGCUCGAUUUUGCAGAGCUGUAAUGGAACUUCAGAUUGCUGGACUUAUUCGCAUGCCUUCAAAAAGACGUCCUGAUUUUGUGCAGAGAGUGGCCUUUAGUUCUUAAGAAUAGUUUUCAGUACUUCCAUUGUAAGCUUACUUAUACUAUAUAGUUUCACCCUCAUGUAAUCUAAUAGAUAUGUCUGGGGUUUCUGAAUUGAUUGUCUUAUGUGGGUUCCAUACUAUUAAAAGUAGAAUUAUUAUGAACA